AUGGCUGAACAAACAAAUCUGCCUGAAAACCCAGAUGACUGGACGGUGGACGACGUUUGUCAGUGGAUAACAGAAAAACUUAAGAUUGACUCAAAAUACACAGAGAUUUUGAAAAAUGAAGAAGUAAAUGGAAAGAGUUUAAAAAUAUCCAAUAAAAAUGAUCUUUUGGACAUGGGCAUAAAGCAUGGACCUGCUCUUCAAAUAAUAAAUUCUUUUAAGGAAUUGAAUAAAUCUUCUUCUGAAUGUCCUAAGCAAACAUCUGAAGAAAAAAAGGAUAUACAAACUGUAGACCAAUGUGUGGCACAGGAGAAAAAUAGAAAAAGGAGACGGCAUCACACAGAUCCAAAGAAAGAUACCAUCACCCAAGAGGAGGAAGUCUGUGAGUCACCCAAGACCAACCCUGGUAAAGAAACUGAAAACAAUGCUGAGGAAACAAAGGAUAAUCUGCCAUUUAGAGGAAGGUUAUGUCAAACAUAUCCUUUUGACAAGUUCCAUGAAAGCUUUCGUUACCGAGAGGGAGCUAUUAUGCCACCUGAAACGGGGCCAUUAAAUCUCAUUGAUCCAGCCCAUGAGUAUAAGGCAUUGACUAACACAGAGAGAGCCACAGAGGAAGAUAUCAUGAUGAAAUUUAGCAAUGAAGUCUUUCGAUUUGCUUCAGCCUGCAUGAAUCGCCGCACCAAUGGCACCAUCCAUUUUGGAGUAAAGGAUAGUCCUCAUGGAGAAAUUGUAGGGGUGAAACUCACCGAGGGAGAUAAAGAAAAAUUUGUUAACCACUUCUAUAAGAAGAUUGAGGUCUGUUUUGAUAAAGAUAACAUUCAUCAAGCAAAGCAGUGUAUUAGGCAACCCAGGUUUGUGGAAGUCUUACUGAAGAACAACGUUGUAUCUGAUAGAUUCGUCAUUGAGGUAGAUAUCGUCCCAAAGCACUCCAUUUGUGAAAAUAAAUAUUUCCAAGUUAAAUUGCAAAGUUUUAAAGAGAAUAGAUGGGAAAAAAAUACUGAAUUGUCUCUCUUUGUGAGGGACAAAACUAGUUCUAAUGACAUCUAUGCUAAUCCAAAGCAAAAAGAUGGAAAUUUUAAAGCAUUUUUAGCAGAUUUGGAGAUAUGGGUUAAAUUGAGAAAAGAAGCAGAUAACUAUCAACCAAAAGAAAUAAAAAUAGAAAAUGAGGGAACAAAGCUGGUUCAUCUUCUCACAGGAAACCAAGACUUAGAUAACUCUUACUAUGACUAUUACAUCCUCGUUGUAAAUAAGUGCCAUCCAAAUCAAGUCAAGCACCUGGACUUCCUAAAGGAAAUUGAAUUGUUUGCUGUGCUAGAGUUUGAUCCUGAAUCUCUGAGCACUGGAGUUGCCCAAGCUUAUAGAAAGACCCGAGCAGCCAAUCUUCACUUUCCAAACCAAUACCAAGAGAACAAAACUUCAAUUCCUGAAAAAAUUAAAAAUUUAAAUCUUUUUAAGCAAACCAGCUGGGUUUUCUGCAAUGGCAGGGUAGACAUCAACAUAGAAGAAUAUCAACCUUUAGAACUUAGUUCAUGGAUUAAAAAGAGAGCCACUAAAGUCAGGAAAUUAAUUUCGUUUCUUACAUGUGAAGACGUAAUGGCAUCUGAAAGGUUUUUAGUAGUGUUUCUAUUGCUGUCCCCAGUAGAGGAUCCCAAAGAUCCUUUCAUUGAGACAUUUUCUACUUUCUACCAAGAAUUAGGAGGAAUGGAAGACAUACUGUCUAUCUCAGUGGAUCAACAAAUAGGUGCGCAAUGGAAAGAACUUUUGGAAGGCAGAUUCUCCUCUACCGACCUCUUCAACAGAUGUAUUACUACUUUAAAUCUUGAACAGUUAAAUGGUACUAUUCUUAAACUAAAACCUCAGACUGAAUCUCCUAAAAGAUUUUUGCCAUCAAAUGGCUCUUCUAUCAUUCUUCAGAAGAAAGAUGAAGACACUAUGUCAGCACUGGAAAUCCUCUGUGAAAAUCAAUGUAAGGACACAGCCAUAGAGAAAGAUAAAGACAAAUUUGCUGAAUUCAGGAUAAAAGAAGAGAAACAUUUUUAUCUAGGUGGAAAAGUUUCAUGGUGGAACUUCUAUUUUUACUCUGAAAAUCAUACUUCGGAAUUUAUCAAAAGGGAUAGAUAUGAAACGCUUGAAGAGAUGAUACAGUCUUUAGCAAAUUCCCCUAGGGAAUCAUGUGCAGAAGUGAUCAAUUUGUAUCAUCAUCCAGGCUGUGGAGGAACCACAUUAGCAAUGCAUAUUCUCUGGGAACUGAAGAAAAAAUUCCGAUGUGCUGUGUUGAAGAAUAAAACAUUUGACUUCAAAGAGAUUGGAGAACAGGUGAGAACUUUAAUCAUGUAUGGCUCAGAGGACCAACAACGCUACAUGCCUGUACUCCUGCUUGUAGAUGAUUUCGAAGAUCAAGAAGUUGUGUCUGAUUUGCGCAAUCACAUUAUCUUAGCCAUUGAAGAAACUUAUAUUCAAUAUGAGACACCUUUAGUUAUCAUUCUAAAUUGCAUGAGAUCCCAGAAUCCUGAAAAAGAUGCUAAAAAUCCUUACAGUGUUGCAGUGAUAAACAAACUCUCCCCCAAAGAACAAAGAGCAUUUGAUAAAAAAUUUGAGGAUAUUGAAAAGAAGCACCAAAACUGUAGAGAUUUUUAUUCCUUUAUGAUCAUGAAAGAAAAUUUUGAUAAGACAUACAUUCAGAAUGUUGUGAAACAUUUUCUAAAAGGGUUGAACACUGACAGCAAAGAAGGACAAUUAAUUUCUUUUCUGUCUCUACUUAAUUCUUACGUUUCUGAUUCUGACAUCUCUGUACAACAGUGUGAAGAGUUCUUAGAGGUUACCAACCAAAGGGCUAAUUUGAAGAGAUGGAGCUUAGAAAAAAUAAUGGGGAAUUACUCUACAAUUCUCAUCUGUACCAAAGUGGGAGAUUAUAAGAGGUAUAAUGGGGUUCGUAUAGUUCAUCCUUUAAUUGCCAGUUGCUGUUUAGAAGAAUUGACAACUACUUCUGAAAUGAAACGGAGUGAUAUUGCAGUGAAUCUAUUAAAAGAAAAUACACUUUAUUUACCUGGAAUAAGAAGAAACAGAUUUGUGCGGAUUAUGCAAACUCUGCUGCUAAAAAGACAGAAAGAAUACAGUAAAAAAACACUGACAGCUGGGAAAGAUAUGAAUACUCUAUUUUCUCCUUUCCUUAUGGACAUCAAGGAAGGUGAGGGGAAUGAUCAGGUUCAGAGAGUCUUAAUUGAAGGAACAAUCAGAUUCGAGGAUUAUGCAUUGAUCUAUCAAGCCUUAGCAAGACAUUUUUAUAUUAAUGAAAGUGAUUUUGAUGCUGCCAUUUUUUACGCAGAGGAAGCAAAGAAGAAAAGUCCAAGGAAUUCCUUUGUCUCCGAUACACUUGGUCAAGUUUAUAAAAGCCAGCUGAUCUUCUAUAAGAAUAAAAUCUCACAAGGGAAAAUUGUAUCUCCUCAGGAACUAGAAUAUCUCCUAAGUAUAGCAGGGAAAGCUUCAAAUGCUUUCAAAGAUUCUCAGCAAUGCAAUGAGAACAAAGAUGACAAAAUCGAACGAUAUCAUAGAUAUAAAAGGAGUGAGUCAUAUAAUACAUCAUGUUACUUUGGAGAAAUAGAGGUUGGUAUACAGAUAAUUCAGCUUCUAGAAAAAGUCUUCCUUUUUGAUAAAAGAAGUGAAUCUUCUAAAGGGCUCAUGGGCCAACUUUUGUAUGGAAAUAGUGGUGUUCUACUAAAUCCUUCAAUUCAGGGCAAUAUAUAUUACCCGAUCAUUAAAAAGCACAUUGAUUAUUUAAAUGCUCUUCAAAAGCGUUUGGAAACAACUUUUGGUAUUCUUCAGGACUACUUUUCUCUUCUGAAAUCAAAAGACAACGAAAAGGAAAUUGUGGAAGAAAAAAACCAGGUUAAAAUGCAAAUGUUACGCAGCCAGUAUUUAUCUAUAUUCUCCAGCUCAGAGAUCAGAACAUCUUUUGGUGAAUCAUUCCAAGAGGUCAUUUGCUGGAAAGAUUUGGAGCUCUCUAAUGCAGCUAGGUUUUCUGGACUGCUGAAGUAUCUCACUAAAACUCAGGAAAACACUGCAACUAAAAUGGAAAGCAUAGUAAAUAGCUACAUGUUUCUAUUACAACAAGCAAGUUCAAUGAAGACAAGAGCAAAACAGAAUUUCAUCUUGGCCAACAUAAUUCUUAAUUGUUUGAAACCUAAUUCAGAGUUCAUAAAACCACUUGACGAACUUGAAGCAUUGCUUCAAGAAGUCUUGCUACAAGUAGGACUACAUUCUUCCUAUCCAGAUCCUUACUUCCUGGCCACCCUUUUGUUCUGGCCAGAAAACCAGCACCUGAAUCAGAAUUCCACACAAAUCACAGAUUACAUUAAAGCACUGAGAAGGUCCUUCUGGGACCGGUAUGGUCAGAUGUGUAGGGGCAAACAGCCAUUCACCCAUUUCUACCUUGGGAAUGACAGAGGCCUCAAUCGACUUGUUCACAGAGGAAAAAUUGAGCAGUGCUUCCAAGAUGAAUCAGACUUAAGCAUCCUUUGGCAACGUGGAGAUGUAUGGAGAGAAGAGAAAGUUAAAGACCUCUUGCUUCGUCUCAGUGGCAGAGUUGAAAAUGACCUUGUCUAUGUAGACUAUGGAACUAAAGGAAGCAUUGAAAUUCCAGUGCGCCCUGCUGUCUUAGGUCAGCUAAGACGUGGCCAAAGCAUGGAAAGAGUUUCUUUCUACCUGGGAUUUUCUACUGAAGGCCCAGUAGCUUAUGAUAUAAAAAAUAUUUAAAUUGGACUAAGAGGAAAGAUCUCAAAUGUCUUUGCCAGGUAGAGAACUCAUUUAGAUAAGACAUUUUGCACUGCAGACACAUUGCUUUGACAUUUUCUUUAAUUGCUUUCUCCGUAUAUUUUCAUUGGAUUUAGAGCCAAAGGGAACCACAGAAACCAUCUACUCCAUCUGUCUCAUUUUACAGAUGAGACAAAUGAAGAUCAUUGGGGGAAACAGUCUGCCUUCAGUCACAUAGCUCAUGGGUGGCAAAAGUAGUAUUUGAAUCAAAGCCCAUCUUACUGUACACCACAUCGCUUCCCCAAUUUCGUUCCCCAGCUAGAGUAUAAAUGCUUCUGAUACAGGUACCAUUUCUUUAGUUUGUAGCCCAAUUUAUCCAUAACCCAGGCCCUCGUAUGAUAUUUGUUCUACAUAUAGUGGGUUCUUUCCAUUCCUAUUUAGGAUUUCUCAUGUGGGAGUUUAUGGUAUAUUCAGGAAACAAAGUCAAAAUAUCAAGGGGUGGAAUUUAGUGGAAAAGAUUGGCAAGGAAAAGAUGUAUGCCAUAACUUGAAGGACAGCAUCCACUGGAGAUCAUCCUGGAGCAGUAGAUAUCUUUAAUACUUUUGUAAGACUUUUCUAUAAAUAAAUUUGCA
Gracilinanus agilis (Agile Gracile Mouse Opossum) is the source of this 5378-nucleotide messenger RNA. Its product is annotated as sterile alpha motif domain-containing protein 9-like. The transcript has a single exon. Gene Ontology annotation, molecular function: protein binding. The record is from RefSeq and is a predicted model, not a curated record. NCBI's taxonomy places the organism in Eukaryota, Metazoa, Chordata, Mammalia, Didelphimorphia, Didelphidae. Gene Ontology annotation, cellular component: cytoplasm. The coding region runs from base 1 to 4749 and encodes 1582 amino acids.